Molecule: messenger RNA, 1629 nt
Organism: Botrytis fragariae
Lineage: Eukaryota; Fungi; Ascomycota; Leotiomycetes; Helotiales; Sclerotiniaceae
Product: putative benzoate 4-monooxygenase cytochrome p450 protein
Exons: 6
Coding region: 1-1629 (542 amino acids)
Molecular function (GO): oxidoreductase activity, acting on paired donors, with incorporation or reduction of molecular oxygen; heme binding; monooxygenase activity
Source: RefSeq, a predicted model, not a curated record
AUGGCGGAGACCUUCACAACGAUGAUGGCAGCUAUCGCAUGCCAAGUUCUUCUUUCUCCCAUUCAUGAACCAUCCACUCUAAAAGUUAUCUCUGUAUAUUUCUUAUCGAAUUGUGUUAUUUUCUUAUACCUUACUUUUACAAGCACCGGGAUCUUUCAAGUCAUCAUUCAUCUUUUCACUUUGAACAUAACCUUUCUCCUUACUGCGAUUAUUCUCACUGCAUUUCGUCGACUCUACUUCUCUCCAUUAUCUCACAUUCCCGGACCAGCACGUUUCGCUCUCACGAAACUAUUCAUUGCCAAUGAAUUUCGACUCGGCCGUACAUCUUAUACUAUUGAAGCUCUUCAUAAACAAUAUAAAAGUGAUGUUGUCAGAAUAGGUCCUAACGAGGUUUCCAUCAUUAAUGCAGAUGCGGUGACCGAGGUAUUUUCGGGGAAAUACCCAAGAGGUACAUUUUAUGAGAUUGGAGCUAUCAAUGGAGAGGUCAAUUUAAAUACGACCAGAGACUAUGGAAAACACACUUCUUGGAGAAGAAUCUGGGAAAAAGGCUUCUCAAGCAGUGCUGUCAAGGAGUAUAAUACGAGGGUAGAAAUCCAUGUGGAUAAAAUGAUACAGAUAUUGCUCAAAGCAGACAGGAAAGAGGUGAAUGUUUCAAAGGCAAUGGACGACCUUACUUUCGAUAUCAUGGCAGAUUUGAGUUUCUCAAAACAUGCUGGCCUACAAGAUGGUACAGGAGACAACUCAUAUAUGUCAUAUGUUCAUAAGUAUAUGUCAUUCGCUGUCAUUAUUGCAUCCCUACGAAAUCUAGCACAGCUUCUUACGUACAUGCCCGAAACCUCCGAUGUUCGAAUGUUCCGCGAGAGAGGCGAAAGAAUGCUUAUGGAACGACAAGAACACGGUUCAACCUAUCGAGAUAUCUUUUCCUACUUAUUAUCCGCAGAUCCAUAUGGUGGUGAGAAGUUUACUCAAAAAGAGUUGAACUCUAAUGCCAAUUUAAUCAUCAUAGCUGGGUCAGAUACUACAUCUUCAACAUUGACACAGGCGUUGAGAGCGCUUGCGAAGGAGCCACGAAUACUUUCCAAACUUCAAAGAGAAAUUGAUGACCUAUGCUCGGCCACGGGCAAAUACAAGGAAAUAACUAUUGAUUCCAUCAGGAAUCUAGAAUAUCUGAAUGCGGUAGUUGACGAAGUUCUACGAUUAUAUAAUCCCAUUCCAUCUGGCCCUCAUGCAACGACUUAUCCACAAGGUAUCGAGGUUGGAGGUGUACAAAUUCCUGGAAAUGUACAAGUCGAGAUGUCGCAUUUGGUACUCAUGACAGAUGAGCGAUAUUUUCCACAAGGGAAAAGUUUUAUUCCGGAACGAUGGACACGUGAAAGACCUGAGUUGGUGAGAGAUAGGAGGGCGUAUAUACCCUUUGGUUAUGGUGUUCAUUCAUGCGUAGGCAAAACCCUGGCGCUCCAUGAACUACGCUUGGUCAUUGCGCGCAUAGUCCGUACAUUUGAUAUCCAGUUUGGUCACUCGCAUGAUGAUGUAAUAUUUGAACGCGAAUGGAAGGAUUAUAUGGCUGUUGAGGUUGGAAAUUUAUGGAUACGAUUUCUGGCGCGAAGGCUUGAAGAUAUCGCAGCGUGA